AUGAGUACCCAUCGUCGCACCACCACGUCACCACCACAAACGACUUCCCGCGAUGACCUCGUCAAGCAGCGCCAGGAGCUGCUGGACCUCAACUACAAGCGCGCAAAGUUUGUCACAUGUCCGGCCUGUCGCCAUGGCAGCACCACCAUAAUGGCCAACGAGCGGCUCGCGGGAUGGCGAUACGCCGCCUGCACCGCCGUCGCCAUCGUCUUCGCGCCCCUCACCCUCGGCGUCAUGCUCUUCAUGCUCCCGCUGUUCUUCAAGCCGCAGUUCGCCGUCCACUCCUGCCGUCGCUGCGGCCUGCGCCUCGCCAUCACCACCGGCGGCCUCGGCGACUACGCCUUCACCCUCGCCGCCGACGUCACCGACUCCAACUUCGCCCCCGCCGAGGACGACUGGCGGCCCGACCUGGCCCGCCUGCCCGGCGGCAUGCGCGUCGCCCGCUCGCCCCUCGGCCCGCGACCGGAAAUCUCCGAGCCCGAGAUGAAGACGUGCUCCAGACGCUUCGCCGGCCUCAAGGCGCGAACCAAGAUCAAGCUCGUGUCGGAGGACUGGCUGCGCGGCACCGUCCGCUGCAUGGUGGUCACGGGCCCGGACAACCCGGCUACAGCCCGGGAGCGGGAGCAAGGCGAAGGUGAGGUCUUCUGUCAGAUUCACACCAACGACGUCGCCGACCUCGGCUUGGUCUUCUGCCGCGACGCGAGCCCCAACAUCCAAGUCACCAUGCGAGCCGCCGCGGUGCCCUCCCCGCAGACGGCGUCGGACAAGGACCUGCCGCCGCCACCGCACGCGCCAGCCUACGAGGACAGCUCGGCGCUCUCCGAGUUCACCGAGACCUGCCUCAUCCGCCUCUUCCCCGGCGACAACUACUCGGUGCACUUUUACCUGCCCUCCAGCAGCCCGCCCGCCUACGCCGCGCCCUCCUCGUCGGCCGCGGAGGCGAGCAGGAGCCGGCAGACGCUCCACGCGUCGGUGGUGCCGAAGCGCUUCCGCACGCAGUUCUGGGGCGGCAUGCCCGUCUGGCGGUGGAAGUCGUCCGAGGGGAACCUGCUGUGGGUGUCGCGGCGCUUCCGCGACGCCGACAUGUCGGCGCUCAGCACCACGCUGUGCCUGGUCGACGACUACGAGCGGCUGGUGGCCGCGGUGGACGGCUGGGAGGGCAGGCGCGUGCCGGGCGUGGCCUCGGCGCCGGACGGCUCCGGGGGGAUGGUGCGCGAGUGCAGGAUGAAGCUGUACGCGGACCUGGACGCGGGGGUGCUGGGGGAGAUUUUGGGCAGUUACUGCGCGCUGCUGGCGCAGGUGAGGAGGGUGACGAGGGAGUUGAAGAGGGAGGAUGACGCGAAGCGGAGUUCGUAUUAG
Cordyceps fumosorosea ARSEF 2679 is the source of this 1359-nucleotide messenger RNA. RefSeq lists its product as hypothetical. The transcript is spliced from 2 exons. Lineage: Eukaryota; Fungi; Ascomycota; Sordariomycetes; Hypocreales; Cordycipitaceae. The record is from RefSeq and is a predicted model, not a curated record. Bases 1 to 1359 code for a protein of 452 amino acids.